This is a messenger RNA of Oreochromis niloticus (Nile tilapia), 2053 nucleotides long. It is a transcript of the gene tfg, whose product is annotated as trafficking from ER to golgi regulator. Gene Ontology annotation, biological process: COPII vesicle coat assembly; endoplasmic reticulum to Golgi vesicle-mediated transport. Gene Ontology annotation, cellular component: endoplasmic reticulum exit site. The record is from RefSeq and is a predicted model, not a curated record. The coding region runs from base 31 to 1242 and encodes 403 amino acids. The transcript has 7 exons. Lineage: Eukaryota; Metazoa; Chordata; Actinopteri; Cichliformes; Cichlidae. Gene Ontology annotation, molecular function: identical protein binding.
UGCUGGGAGCAGAAGAGGUCAGACGGCACCAUGAACGGCCAGCUGGACCUGAGCGGGAAGCUGAUCAUCAAAGCCCAGUUGGGUGACGACAUCCGACGCAUUCCCAUCCAUAAUGAAGACAUUACCUAUGAUGAGCUGGUGCUCAUGAUGCAGCGUGUCUUCAGGGGAAAGCUGCAGAGUAACGACGAGGUCACUAUCAAAUACAAGGAUGAAGAUGAUGACCUCAUUACCAUUUUUGACAGCUCUGACCUCUCAUUUGCCAUCCAGUGUAGUAGAAUACUCAAACUGACUUUGUUUGUUAAUGGUCAGCCGCGGCCUUUGGAGUCCAGUCAGGUAAAGUACCUGCGCAGGGAGCUCAUUGAGCUCAGGAAUAAAGUCAACAACCUCCUUGAUACCCUGGAGCCCCCGACGGAGCCUGGUCUGGCUGCUACAGCCCCAGACAGUGAAUCAGUGGAUGGGCGCGAAGGAAAAGUUGUGACAGCUGACCCCACAGUGAAACAGGCCACUCCAGUCAGUGCAGCCAGUAUGUCAGCCUUUGAUCCAUUAAAAAACCAGGAUGAGGUCAACAAGAAUGUCAUCUCCUCUUUUGGCCUGAGCGAGGACCAGGCCCCAGCUCCCCCAGCGGUUGCAGCAGAGGAGCGUUCAGGAACCCCUGACAGCAUUGCUUCUUCCUCAUCUGCAGCGCCUCAGCCAGGAGUGCCCCCUCAGCCACAGGCUCCAUAUGGAGUCCAGCAGGCACCCCCAGCGGGCAUGGAUGGUCAAGUGUACCAGCAAUACCAAGCUCCAGGUGGAUACCCUCCUCAGCAGCCAGGUGCCCCACCUCAGCAGCAGUAUGGUAUGCAGUACCCUGCUGGAUACAGCCCUCAGCCCGGAGCCCCUCCACAGCCGCAGCAGCAGUUCCAGAACUACGCUCCUCCCUCCUCGCAGGCUCCAGCUCCUGGUGCAGCGCCAGCACCAGGAUUCCAGGGUGGGCAGCAGCAGCAGACCCAUCCAUCUCAGGGAGCCCAGCAGUACCCACCAGGAGCAUUCCCACCACAAAACUACACCUCCCAGGCCUCCCAACCUGCUAACUACACCAUGCCGCCCAACUCCCAGCCCGGCUCAGGGUUCCAGCCACGCCCAGGAUAUACCCCGCCUCCAGGCAACACUGUCACCCCUCCACCUGGAGCUGCCAACCCCUAUGCCCGAAACCGCCCCCCUUAUGGCCAGGGCUACACUCAACCGGGGCCUGGGUACCGGUAAAAUAAGAUAGCAGAUGUUACUGAUCCCAUCAUCAUCCUAAAUGUGGCUCCAACUGUUUGAAGUGGGUGCAGAAAUCUGGUUUACUGCCCUGCACCUUCCCUCUUCCCCUACCCUUGUACAAAUAUCAAAUCCAAAUUUAAAAAAGCACCCCCAUCCCGAGUCUGAUGGUUAGUGUUUGUACGCUGUCGCUCCAACACACCACUCUGUUCUGGCCCCGGUGUAUGCUCCUUGUGUUAUUUUUCCCGUCUUUUCCCUCCAGUUCCGCUGUCUGCUCGGCCCUCUUGUGUCUGCCAUGGUAAAAAAUGUAACCAGUCUGUAUGCACACACAUGGAAAACCAAAACAGGCUGUUGCACAAACUGUUUGUCCUUUCCAUGGUAACGCUUCAUUUCGAGAGAAAGAUCAGCAUUCAGUCUGCAUUUACAGCAAAAGUCUCCACAUUUGUCUUGAAUUUCCUCAACAUAGAUGCGUUCAUAAAACACUAUCUUGAUGAAAAGUUACCCCUUAGUCAUGUUUUAUUUUAUUCUUUUUGAUCAAUUUCACCACCUUGUCGGUAUUAAUGAUGUGUCAGUGAUGGUGGGGAACACUAGCUAAGUGAUGGCCUAUGGGAGGUAUAGAUCCCUGUGUCAUGAAGAGGACUUUUUUUUUGUUUAGCUUCUAAUAUCACCUCCAGUAAAGCUAGCUAUUCCUUUCUCUUUCUCUUAUCACUGGUUUUUACUAAUAUCAAAUCAAAUUGCUCCUUCAAGUGAGAUUAGUUGUUUAUGUAUAAACUGUAACAUUUAUUUCUUUGACCUAAUAAAUGAUUGAGACCCA